This is a messenger RNA of Aureococcus anophagefferens, 2506 nucleotides long. RefSeq lists its product as hypothetical. The annotation marks the transcript as partial. NCBI's taxonomy places the organism in Eukaryota, Pelagophyceae, Pelagomonadales, Pelagomonadaceae. The record is from RefSeq and is a predicted model, not a curated record. The transcript has a single exon.
AUGACCGCCGCUCCCGCGGCCAAGCGCGUCGCCAUGCCGCUGAGCCGCGUCCCCGAUUGCGCCAGCCAAGAACUCCUCUCGUACCUCGACGCGCCGGACCUCGCGCGCCUCGGCGAGACCUGCGCCUUCUGGCGCUGCGCCGUCCGGUUGUUCGCCGAGGCCGUCGUCGACCGGCAGGGCUGGGGCCUGAGCGACGGCGUCGGCGCCGUGGAGCGCCUGGCGACGGAGGUCUGCACCUUCGACGCCGAGAGCUUCCGCGCCGUCGGCGGGGGCGCGCCGCGGCUCCGGUCCGCGCGGCGCCGGGGCACGGCCGAGGUGCUGCGGGUCGCGCAGCGCGCGGCGCCUCCCGGCGACGUUUCCGGCGACCGGGCGCGCGGGAGCGUCGCGGCGGUCUUCAGCGAGCACGGCUCGAAGCUCGUCGUGCGCGAGCCCGGCCGCUACCGCGUGUCGGGCCGCGUCGAGCCGUGCCUCCGCACGGACUCGCCUCGCGGGCCCCGGAAGCGCCCCCGCGGCGACGACGCGGCCGAGGGGCGCCUGGUCGUCGCGGCGCGGGCCGCGGCCCGGGCCAUCCACCCGGGCCCGGCCGACGACCGAAACGUGCGGCCGCGGCUCGCGCCGCCCGCGGCUUCCGAGCGGCUCUGCUUCCAGGUCCGCGUCCUCGAAUCCGGGCCGCCCCUGUCGUCCAUCUACGUCGGCGUCGCGACGCGGCGCUGGGCGCGGGGCCGGUCGGCGAGCCAGGCCAUCCGCUCCGACGAGUGCUGGCUCCUGGACCUGCGGCGCGCGCGCUUUGUGCACGGCUUCCCGGCCUACGACCGGGCCAUGGCCGCGGCGCACGGCGACCGCGCGCGGCAGCACGCGACGACGGACGACGUCGUGGAGACGGGCGACGUGCUGGGCGUGCGCGUCGUCGGCGGCAGCGCCCACUUCUACCGCAACGGGCGGCGCCUCGCGUUCUCCGCGGGCGGCCGCGCCGACCUCCGGCCCGGCGCGGCCGCGCCGCCGGCGAACGCCGGGGCCGCGCAACCCGACGACGACGCGGCGCGCGCGGCGCGGGACGACGAUCUCGGCGUCGCGGGCCCGCGCUUCGACGUCGGCUGGGGCCGCCCCAUCCCGCGCGACGUGGACCUCGUGCCCAUCGUCGAGGUCCACAGCCGGGCCCAGGCGCCCGCGGACGCGCCGCGGCCCCGGCACCUAGCCUUGGAGGUCGCGGCCUGGGACGCGCCGGUCUGGUGCGAGGCCGCGGGCGGCCGGCUCGCGCAAAGGGCGACGGAGGACUCGAACAACUUCGGGUCGCGGCCCGCGCCGCGGCGGCCGGCGACGGGCGACUUCCCCGGCGACGGCGACGCCUGGCGGCCCGUCGAGGUCGCGGCGGCCGCGCUGCUGCGUGUGGCGGGGCCCCGCGCCGCGCGGCGGCUCCGGGCCGCGAGCAAGCGCUGCCGCGUGCUCGCGCAGGUCGCGGCGGUGUCGCUGCUGCCGCUCGCGCCGCUGACCUGCGGCGUCGCCCAGGUGGCGCUGGACCUGAGCGGCUUCGCGCUGGCCCUGGCCUUCGCGGCGCCGGAGCUCGCGGGGCCCGCGGACGCGCUCGCGCGGCGGCCCGCGGCGCUGUCCGCGAUCCUCGGCGCCAAGGCGUUCGGCGACGCGUUCGCGCUGUCGCUCGCGUGCUCCGCGGUCUGGAAGUGCCACUUCUACGACCGGCGGCGGCCGCGGCGCGCGCGGCGGGGCCUGCGGACGCUCCUGCGGUGCCACCUCUUCAAGUGCGUCGCGGUGGCCUGCGCGGUCGCGUGCGCGCCCGUCGGAUUCCACGUCGCGGGCGCCGAGGAGCUCCGGCGCUCCGACUGGGACGGCGGCGGCGGCGACGUGUGCCUCGACGCGCCGCGGUGGGUCCACGAGCGGCGCUGCGGCGACGACGACCCGCGCGCGGGGCUCACGCUCCUCGCGUGGCGGCGGCUGGAAAUCGCCUUCGGCGCGUUGGGUUUGGGCGGCGGCGCGGUGCACGUCGUCGCGCUGGACCUGCGGGGGCUCGGCGGCGGGCUCGACGGCGCCCUGGUGGCGUCGUUCUGGCACCGCGGCGGCGCGUUAGGCGCGGCGGCGACGUGCCUGCUGUGGCUGUUCGCCGAGGUCGCGACGGAGUCGGCGUUCCAGGCGUACCGCGUUUUGCGCGACUCGAAGCUCGCCGCGAAUUUGUGCAACUUCCCGCUGGGGGACACGCCCCACGCGCGGACGGCGUCGAUGCGCGCCGUGUUGAAGUUGUACGCGAUGAUGUGCUUCAUCCCGGGCUCCGCGUCGCCGCUCCUGGCGCUCGCGGCGAACCACGCCGCGGGCGACCUCCGGCUGCCGGGCUUCCCGCUCCACCUCGUCGUCUACCCGGCGACGGCGUGCUGGCUCGCCUUCGUCAUCUUCGUCAAGUUCGCCUUUGUGGUCUUCGGCCUCAACACGCUCUCGGGCUUCGAGGACUACGACGUCCCGGGCUGGCUGCUCGGCUAGUCUCCUAAGGGGUCUGGGCGUC